Molecule: messenger RNA, 5602 nt
Organism: Oxyura jamaicensis (ruddy duck)
Lineage: Eukaryota; Metazoa; Chordata; Aves; Anseriformes; Anatidae
Gene: FMNL2
Product: formin like 2
Exons: 28
Coding region: 211-3477 (1088 amino acids)
Biological process (GO): cell migration; cortical actin cytoskeleton organization; regulation of cell shape
Cellular component (GO): cytosol
Molecular function (GO): small GTPase binding; actin filament binding
Source: RefSeq, a predicted model, not a curated record
UGCGGGGGAGCCGGAGCCGCAGCCGGAGGAGCCGGAGCCGGAGCGAGCCCGCCCCGGGGGGAGGGCGAGGGCGGCGAGCCAUGCCGGGCGGCGGCGCGGCGGCGUUCCGCCGUCGGUGCUAGAGGGCGACCGCGGGGCGCCGAGCCCGCCUGGCUCGGCGGCGCCGGAGCGCGGAGGCAGCGCGGAGGGGCCGCCGCCGCCGCCGCCGCCAUGGGCAACGCGGGGAGCGUGGACUCGCAGCAGACGGAGCUCCGGGCUCACAGCGUGCCCCUCAAGCUGCCCAUGCCCGAGCCCGGCGAGCUGGAGGAGCGCUUCGCCGUCGUGCUGAACGCGAUGAACUUGCCGCCCGACAAAGCCCGGCUGCUGCGGCAGUACGACAACGAGAAGAAGUGGGAACUCAUCUGCGACCAGGAAAGAUUUCAAGUGAAGAACCCUCCGCACACGUACAUCCAGAAGUUGAAGGGCUAUCUGGACCCGGCAGUGACCAGGAAGAAAUUCAGAAGACGGGUCCAAGAGUCUACUCAAGUACUCCGAGAACUGGAAAUUUCUUUGAGAACAAAUCACAUCGGAUGGGUCAGGGAGUUCUUGAAUGAAGAAAACAAAGGCCUGGACGUUCUGGUGGAGUACUUGUCGUUCGCACAGUACGCAGUCACUUUUGACUUUGAGAGUUUGGAGAACAAUGUGGAAAACGCGAUGGACAAGUCCAAACCCUGGAGCCGAUCUAUUGAAGACCUGCACAGAGGCAGCAAUUUGCCCUCGCCAGUUGGCAAUAGCAUCUCCCGCUCUGGCAGGCACUCGACUUUACGGUACAAUACCUUGCCAAGCCGAAGAACGCUAAAAAAUUCCAGAUUAGUGAGUAAAAAAGACGACGUUCACGUCUGCAUCAUGUGUUUACGUGCCAUAAUGAACUACCAGUACGGAUUCAAUAUGGUCAUGUCGCAUCCGCAUGCUGUCAAUGAAAUUGCACUGAGUUUGAACAACAAGAAUCCCAGGACAAAGGCCCUCGUCUUAGAACUCUUAGCCGCUGUUUGUCUCGUCAGAGGAGGGCAUGAAAUCAUUUUGUCUGCGUUUGAUAACUUCAAGGAGGUGUGUGGAGAGAAACAGCGCUUCGAGAAGCUGAUGGAGCACUUCAGAAAUGAAGACAACAAUAUAGACUUCAUGGUGGCCUGCAUGCAGUUCAUCAACAUCGUUGUCCACUCGGUGGAGGACAUGAACUUCCGAGUCCACCUGCAGUAUGAAUUUACAAAACUGGGCCUGGACGAGUACUUGGACAAAUUGAAACACACAGAGAGCGACAAACUGCAGGUGCAAAUUCAAGCAUACCUGGAUAACGUUUUUGACGUGGGAGCAUUACUGGAGGAUGCUGAAACCAAGAAUGCAGCCCUGGAAAGAGUUGAAGAACUGGAAGAAAAUAUUUCCCAUUUAUCUGAAAAACUCCAAGAUACGGAGAAUGAAGCUAUGGCAAAGAUUGUGGAACUGGAAAAACAGCUUAUGCAAAGAAACAAAGAACUGGAUGUGAUUCGGGAAAUCUACAAAGAUGCCAAUACCCAGGUUCACACCUUGAGAAAAAUGGUGAAAGAAAAAGAGGAAGCCAUCCAGCGACAGUCAACGCUGGAGAAGAAGAUCCAUGAACUGGAGAAGCAGGGGACCAUUAAGAUCCAGAAGAAAGGCGAUGGUGACAUCUCUAUUCUGCCUGUGGCUCUGGCCUCUGGGAUGGUGCCGGCAGGCUCAGAGGCUGUGGCUGGCACGUGUGUCACACCGGUUGCAGGAGCCACAAGUUCUGUCCCCUUGCCUCCACCUCCACCACCAUUACCAGCCUUAGCAGGGGCAUCUGAGGCAGUGCAAAACGGUCCUGUGACGGUGCCAAUGCCGCCUCCACCCCCGCCUCCACCCCCGCCUCCACCACCACCACCUCCUCUCCCAGGUCCAGCUUUGGAGACCGCUCCUGCAGCUCCGCUGCCCCCGCCGCCCCCGCCGUCAGCUCCCCCCCUGCCCGGGACAGCCUCUCCCACCGUGGUUUUCAACUCAGGGCUUGCAGACGGGCCAAUCAAGCUCUUCUCUGUGAAGAUCAAGAAGCCGAUCAAGACCAAGUUCCGCAUGCCAGUGUUCAACUGGGUCGCCCUCAAACCCAACCAGAUCAAUGGGACAGUCUUCAACGAAAUAGAUGACGAAAGGAUCCUGGAGGAUUUAAAUGUGGAUGAAUUUGAAGAAAUAUUCAAAACAAAAGCCCAAGGUCCAGCCAUUGAUCUUACUUCAAGCAAGCAAAAAAUAACUCAGAAAGGGUCAAACAAAGUCACGUUACUGGAUGCAAACAGGGCCAAAAACCUGGCCAUUACUUUAAGGAAAGCUGGAAAGACGGCAGAUGAAAUAUGCAAAGCUAUUCAUGUGUUUGACCUGAAAACGCUACCAGUGGAUUUCGUGGAAUGCCUCAUGCGGUUCCUGCCCACCGAGAACGAAGUGAAAGUGCUGCGGCUCUACGAGCGGGAAAGGAAACCCAUCGAGAACCUGUCCGACGAAGACCGGUUCAUGAUGCAGUUCAGCAAGAUCGAGAGGCUGAUGCAGAAAAUGACCAUCAUGGCCUUUAUAGGCAACUUCGCAGAAAGCAUCCAGAUGCUGACCCCGCAACUUCACGCAAUAAUAGCUGCGUCUGUCUCAAUAAAGUCGUCCCAAAAGCUUAAGAAAAUACUGGAGAUAAUCUUGGCUCUCGGUAACUACAUGAACAGCAGUAAACGAGGAGCUGUGUAUGGAUUUAAACUCCAGAGUUUAGACCUGCUCUUAGAAACAAAGUCAACAGACCGAAAGCAAACCCUGCUGCACUACAUCUCUAAUGUUGUCAAGGAGAAGUACCAGCACGUAUCCCUCUUUUACAACGAGCUUCAUUACGUGGAGAAGGCUGCUGCAGUGUCUCUUGAAAAUGUCCUCUUGGACGUGAAAGAGCUCCAGAGGGGCCUGGACUUGACGAAGCGUGAGUACACCAUGCAUGACCACAACACGAUGCUGAAGGAGUUCAUUCAGAACAAUGAAGGAAAGCUGAAGAAACUGCAGGAUGAUGCCAAAAUAGCCCAGGAUGCCUUUGAUGAUGCUGUGAAGUACUUUGGGGAGAAUCCCAAGACAACACCCCCCUCAGUCUUUUUCCCAGUGUUUGUCCGAUUUGUGAAGGCCUACAAGCAAGCAGAAGAAGAGAAUGAGUUGAGAAAAAAGCAGGAACAGGCCUUAAUGGAAAAACUUAUGGAACAAGAAGCACUGAUGGAGCAGCAGGACCAAAAGUCUCCUUCACAUAAAACAAAGAGGCAGCAGCAAGAGCUAAUUGCAGAGCUCAGACGGCGGCAAGUCAAGGAUAAUAGGCAUGUGUACGAAGGGAAGGAUGGUGCUAUUGAAGACAUUAUAACAGCCCUAAAGAAGAAUAAUAUCACUAAAUUUCCAAAUGUUCACUCGAGGAUCUUAGAAACCAGCCGUACCGACGGGCCGAUGCGGUGAGGAGAAGCGUCCGGCGGCGCUUCGACGACCAGAACUUGCGCUCUGCAAACGGUGCUGAAAUAACCAUGUGAGCUGGAGACGUGUGAAGUCGAGGGCGUGCUCGAGUGAUACCUUGUCCAUGUGAACUGUGUGUUCUGCCGCUUACUUACAGCCUUGGGAACGGUAACCUUACUUUCUAAAGGGCUCAAAGACCUAGAAAAUGCAUAGGAACGUCAGCGAUGGGCUCUCCACUCAACUGUAGCUAACAAGUGCCUAAAACUGAAGUACCUGCUCAAAUUAAUCAAAGCAAUAGGACUUGAUUUGAUUGGGUAUCUUUUUACACCAAUACGUUAUUCAGUAUUUGUAACCAAAAUGUAAAAUACGUGUUGUUUUGGGGUGUUUAGUUCGGUUUGAUUAUAUAAACGUUUAGCGAUCGGUCUUCUGUUGACCUUGCCUGGCUCCCGGCUGGUUGUAAGCAGGUAGUACUUGGAUGUGCUCCGCUGCGAGCUCCCGGAGCUCUUAAACGCAUUCCUGCGCUGUCAGCUGAGGGAUUAGCCUUGGCUUCAGAUGCACUUAUUGGCUUUUUUUUUUUUAAAAAAAAGAAACAAAACUUUUAAGGGCUUUUUCUGUAUGUAAUAGGGAAAUAACGACAAGAAGAUCCGUACCUUUUUCCACCAUACACAGACUCCACACCACUGUAGGUAGGAUGUGGUAACACGUAGGUCAGCAAUCACACGAUUUGUAACAAAUGAACACUUUUCUUCACGUUGGGAGUCCAAUUUUGGUAGUGUGCAAUGCAGGGGUAAGGCACGAGGGAUACCUGCGGGGACAAACGCACUGCAAGUGCACAGAAGGAGAAUGGUGGAUACGGCAGUUACUGUGUUCUUCAGACAGAGGCAGCUUCUGAGUGACGGUGUAUUUAUUACUUAGCACUAAGGUAUUAACAUCUCAAUAAUCAGUAUUAGGCUUCUGAGGACCACUACAGUUCAGUUACUAGCACAGAGAAACCAUCCUGUGCCCUGCUGCGUAGGAUUAACGUCUCCUUACAACCAAGUUUGCAUCUAUGGUGUAACCCCCCCGGCGUCCUUUGACAAUCGAGUUCAAAUUAAGUCCUAAGGUUCGGUUGUUGGGUUCGUUUGUUCGGUAACACUCCAGACGGGUUCUACAUUGCAUUCCCAAAGCUUAAAAAGGGACGGUAGCAGCGCUGUGCACACCCCACUGCCAGUUUGCCCCAGUACCCCAGAGUAACGAGGUGCCACAGCGCUCCGUGCCGGCAGGGCACUCGAUUUUCUCAGACGUGAAGAACUGGACUGCAGAUUAAGUUGUACUUUCCAAGAUACAUUUUGCUUACAGCUUACCUUUCCUGGUAUCGUUGCAUCAAUAUGUUAAUUGUAAAAUUUAUUGUAUAGUAUUUAACCACUGAAUUUCUUUUCUUUUAUGUUGUGCUUAUGUGAACCACUGGUGAAGGUCCCAUUUUUCUUGGAUAAUGUGUAGUUAUAUGAUAAUCUGUUUUUAAAUGUACAGAUAUUUUGCUACAAAAUUGGUGCAGUUUUUUAUGGUUUUUACACUUCUCUUUUAUUCCCACUUUAGCCUCUGGGUAAUAUUGUAAAUAUUGUUUAAAAAAAAAUGCAUCAGCCUGUGCUAUACAAUCUGAAUGUUAUUUUAACUUAUAGUUUUUGUUUUUAUAUUUAACUAAAUGGACAGUUUGGGGCUCAGUUACCACAUUGACCUCGGCUUACCUAUUUACAGGAAGAUUACUUUAAAAACUGCCACCUUCUUGCAUUUACAGCAACAUGUACUUGACAUGCUAAAGAGAACAUGCCAAAUUGCCUCUUUCUUCACUGCUUGUGACAGAAGAGUAUUUGAAUCUGUGUAAAAUAUUUGGCAGUUAAUUUAAUAAAUUGGUAGUCAAACGGUUUAAAACAGUAGCUUUCAUAUUCUCAAGCUCAAAGGUAUUUUUUUAAACUUAAGACAAAAAUUCUCAUCCAGCUGGACUAUAAUGCUGGCAUGUUCUCUUUAAUAUUUUUCUAGUAAUAGACCUGCUUCUUAGCAAUAUUAGAGAUGUUUUAUAAAAGCAGUUCAUGUUACUUUCCUGGUCUGUUCCUGGCAUAAGAUCAAAUAAACUAUUUACACUACUAGCCCGCAA